Molecule: messenger RNA, 3183 nt
Organism: Knipowitschia caucasica
Lineage: Eukaryota; Metazoa; Chordata; Actinopteri; Gobiiformes; Gobiidae
Source: the annotation of a GenBank genome assembly
AUGCGUGGAUUGCAGGAUUCAUUCGUCUCUAACACGGGAUCGGAGAACUCGUUUCGCUCUAAACUGACAUGCUGUCUCGCUACUAUCAAACUAAUUCCUGCCUUCAGAGCACAUUUUAUAUCUGCCAGAUUGUACGGAAUUGACCUCAACAAGACAUCCAAAAAGGAAGUUCCAGAGUCCCAGGGGGUCAUCAGUGGGACCGUAUUCCUGAUAAUCCUGUUCUGCUUCAUCCCAGUGCCUUUCCUUAGCUGCUUUGUUGGAGAUCAGUGUAUGGGGUUUCCUCACGAUGAGUUUGUGCAACUCAUUGGUGCACUUCUGGCCAUUUGCUGCAUGAUCUUCCUGGGGUUUGCUGAUGAUGUUCUGAACCUGCGAUGGAGACACAAGCUUCUCCUCCCCACCAUGGCAUCUUUGCCUCUACUUAUGGUUUAUUUUACCAAUUUUGGCAAUACUGUCAUUGUGGUACCUAAACCAUUCAGGGUUCUGCUUGGACUUCACUUAGAUCUGGGAAUUCUUUACUAUGUUUAUAUGGGAAUGCUGGCAGUUUUCUGCACAAAUGCCAUAAACAUUCUAGCUGGCAUCAAUGGCAUUGAAUCAGGCCAAGCUCUGUUUAUUGCUGGCUCCAUCAUUACAUUUAACUUUCUGGAACUCACUGGAGACUAUGGUGCUGACCAUGUUUUCUCCUUGUACUUCAUGAUGCCAUUCUUUUUCACCACAUUAGGACUGUUUUAUCACAACUGGUAUCCCUCAUCAGUAUUUGUGGGAGAUACUUUCUGUUACUUUGCCGGAAUGACUUUUGCUGUUGUGGGAAUCCUUGGUCACUUCAGCAAAACGAUGCUCCUGUUUUUUAUUCCCCAAGUAGCAAAUUUCAUAUACUCGCUUCCUCAACUUUUUCAUAUAAUUCCCUGUCCAAGACAUAGACUCCCCAGAUUAAAUCAAGACACAGGAAAACUUGAUAUGAGUUACUCUAAAUUUAAAAGUAAAGACCUCUCCAAAUUGGGUCAUCUAAUUAUAAAGAUUGCAGAGUUACUGAGAGUUCUUGAAGUAAGAAGGGAAAAGAAAGACGGGGAUGAUUAUAUUGAAUGCAACAAUAUGACGAUAAUAAAUCUGGUGCUAAAACUACUUGGUCCAACGCACGAGAGAAGUCUCACAGUCAUCAUGCUUAUUAUUCAGGUCAUAGGAAGUGUUGUGGCAUUCGGCAUUCGUUAUCAUCUGGUCCAAAUGCCGCCGAAAAAACGAAAUCGCAAAUCGCCUCUAGUCUUGGAGUGUGAGUGGGGUCUUUGCCAAGAAGUCUUCCAUGAAAUGGAGGCUUUCUGUAAACACGUUGAAGAUCACAUGCACACUUUGAACACCACAGAAGAGGAGGCUGCUGAGGGAGUUCACAGCUGUCUCUGGAGGGAGUGUGGCUUCUGCUCCUCUGAAGGUCUGGAGGAGCUGAGGAGACAUGUGUUUUUUCACAGUUUCCACACCAAGUUAAAGCAGCUGGGUCAACAAGUGCUUGAUACCCAACCAGAGCUUAACAAAUGCACCAUUGGAAUGGGGAGAAACCUAAUUCCUGAUAUACCUGACAAUUUUGUCUGCUUGUGGGAAGAUUGCGAGCAACAAUCAUUUGAAAAUCCAGAAUGGUUUUAUCGUCAUGUUGAGAUGCAUAGUUUGUGUGUAGAUGUUCCAGCAGGUGACUGUGAGUUUUCAGUACGCUGUGGAUGGAAAGAUUGUGAAGCUACUGCCAAAGGGCGCCCUAAACUCAAAGAGCACCUUCGUAGUCACACACAAGAGAAGAUAACCGCUUGUCCAGGCUGUGGUGGCAUGUACGCCAGUAAUACCAAACUAUUUGACCACAUCAUGAGACAGAGUGCUUUGGAAGGACUGGGUAGAUUUCAGUGUUCCCAUUGUUCCAAACGUUUUGCCACAGAGCGGCUACUGAGAGAUCACAUGAGGAACCAUGUGAGCCAUUACAAAUGCCCUCUGUGUGAUAUGACUUGUCCAACACCUUCAUCCCUACGUAACCACAUAAAGUAUCGCCACAGCACAGAGAAACCAUACAGUUGUGAAUACUGCGAGUACAGCUGCAAGAAUCAAGUGGACCUUCGUAAACACCUGGACAGCCACAGCAGUGAACCAGCAUUUCACUGCGAUGUUCCUGCUUGUGAUUUCACCUCUCGCUCAUUCUCCACCAUGAAAAAGCACCACAAAAAAGAGCAUCAGGGAGACUUUAUUGCUCGUUACAAAUGCCAUGUGUGCGAACAGUGCUUCACCAGAGGAAACAACUUGACCGUUCAUCUACAUAAAAAACAUCAAUUCAAAUGGCCAUCUGGACAUCCACGUUUCAGAUAUAAAGAGCACGAAGACGGCUUCAUGCGACUCCAGUUGAUUCGUUAUGAAAGUGUGGAAUUGACCGAGCAGCUGAUGAGGGAGAAGCACAAACAGCAUUCCGAUGACGAAGGCCUCGUGGGGGAGCAGGUGGAACUCAGGGGGGUGGUGGUAGAGGAGCAAAGGCCAGAGGACGAGAGCUCAGAGGAGGGCAUGCUGUACGUGCUCUCGGAUCUAUCUUCAGGGGACAUGGCCGUCAUACUGCCUUUGUCAGACUCUACACAGGAACCAGGACUGACUGACUGGACUGGAAAGGAGGAAGGUAGUGGUGAGAUUGAGUGGAUACCUCAACCAGAAUUCAAAGACUACACUUAUUGGUCUGGCACUGCUCCCAUCUGUGUAGGAGGAUGUCGAGCUCGGCAUCAGGAGGUCAGAAGGGACCAGUGCGGAGACUCCAGUUGCUGCUGGAUUGGAUACAAGUCAUUAUGUCGAGUAAAUUGUGGGAGGCCAUCUGUGGACUAUAAUGGAGCUGCGUAUGGUAAUGACUGGUGGGUGGGCUCUGUGGUGCGCUACACAUGCCGCCCUGGCUUCCUUUUGCUGGGAAACUCAACCAGAAGUUGCCUCCCUAAUGGUCUGUGGACUCCCAAACCAUCCUGCCUCAGGAUGUGUAAAAAAGGACUCAUUGAAAUCAGUGAAGCAGAGUUAAAUGGGACAUGCUCCUCCACAUGUGCCUAUAAGAGCUACUAUGGUCCUCCGAAACAGGGGUGCACCCGCAUCGACAACUGUAAGAAGAAGGAAACUGGCUGGAAGCGUUUCUUUGCACAGUGUGUCCCUUGUAUUUGUGACUGCUCGCUAUCAUGUGCAACAGCAGGAUAA